AUGUACAGUAGUAAUCAUAAAAGUAGAAUCCUAACUUCGAUACUAGUGAUAGUGUUGAGUAUAGCACUCACCACAGAUGCCUACUUGCCUGGUAUGCAAUUGCAUACCUAUGAUGACAGCGAAUCAGUCCCAUUAAAGGUCAACAAGAUCACAUCUAAACAUACUCAAAUCCCAUACAAAUACUAUGAUCUUCCAGGCAUCUGUCAACCAAGAGAUGUCAGAGAUGACCAAGAGAACCUUGGUGAAAUCUUGUUGGGUGAUAGAUUAGAGAAUUCACUUUAUCAAAUUAAUUUCAAUGAAUGGAAGAAAGAUGGAGCUAGUUGCAAAGUAUUGAAUUAUAAUAUGACCGAUAAGUGUCCACCAGUCAUCAAGGGAUCAGCCUUGAAAGAUUUGAGUGAAAAGAUCAACAACGAAUACAAGGUGCAUUGGUUAUUGGAUGGUUUACCAGUUAGACAAUCAAGUGAUGUUAAUGCUGGUAUCCCAGAACCAGGUUAUCCAUUGGGUUACAAAGGAAAAGAUAGAAUUUCAGAGGGAAAUGAAGCCAACAAGAAUUAUAUCUAUAAUCAUAUAAAUAUCAAGGUAAUCUAUCACAAACUUGCUGAAGAGGAUACAUCAUAUCAAAUUGUUGGAUUUGAAGUGACACCAGAAAGCAAAGCAUACGCACCUGACAAAUGGGAUGAAACCACCCGUUGUCCAGCACCAACUGGAGGACGUCAAUCAGUGUCGGUGACCGAUGCUAGCAAGGACACAGAGUACAUUCUCUGGACAUACAGCGUCACCUUUGAAAAGAGUGAUGUCUCUUGGAACAAACGUUGGGACAGUUACUUGGCAUCGGGUCAAAACUCGAUCCAUCUCUUCUCAAUCCUCAACUCUCUCAUGAUUGUAUUCUUCCUCACAGUCAUGGUUGCCAUGAUUUUGAUGCGUACCUUAAAGGCUGACUUCCGUCGUUACAACUCGAUCGACGCCUCUGAAGAGGCUGAAGAGACUGGUUGGAAGAUGAUCCACGGUGAUGUCUUCCGUCCACCCUCGCGUCCAAUGUUGUUGUCAGUGUUGGUUGGUUCGGGUGUCCAGGUGUUUACCAUGUGUUUUACCACCAUGAUCUUUGCCAUCCUCGGUUUCAUGUCACCAGGCAAUAUUGGUGGUCUUGCUACCGCCCUCAUCGUCCUUUUCGUCAUCAUGGCCAUGUUUGCUGGUUAUUUCUCUACUCGUACUUUUGUUACUCUUAAAUGUCGCAACUGGAAGAAAAAUACUGUUUAUACUGCAUUUGCAUUACCAGGUGUAGUAUUUGGUAUUUUCUUUAUUAUUAAUAUGUGUUUGAGAGGAGCUCAUUCAUCGGCAGCUGUACCAGUCUCGACUCUUUUCUCAUUGAUUGCCAUGUGGUUUGGUAUUUCCGUUCCACUUGUCUUUGCCGGAUCGUAUUUUGCUUUCAAGAAGCCAGCUCCACAAGAUCCAGUCCGUACCAAUCAAAUCCCACGUCAAAUUCCAGACCAAAUCUGGUACAUGUCGCCAACCGUCUCUAUCCUUAUGGGUGGUAUCCUUCCAUUUGGUGCCAUCUUUAUCGAACUCUACUUUAUCCUUUCCGCACUCUGGGACAAUACCUUUUACUAUAUCUUUGGUUUCCUAUUUGUCGUUUUACUCAUUUUAAUCGUUACCUCUGCUGAAAUUACUAUCGUCAUGUGUUACUUCCAACUUUGUGCUGAGGAUUAUCAUUGGUGGUGGAGAUCUUACCUUACAUCUGGUGCCUCUGCAUUGUUUAUGUUCUUGUAUUCCAUCUUGUUCUUUAGAAGACUCGAAAUAUCAAAGUUUGUUUCCAUCAUGUUAUACUUUGGUUAUUCAUUUAUUAUGGCACUUGGUUUCUUUGUCAUGACUGGUGCUAUUGGUUAUUAUUCAUGUUUUUACUUUGUCAGAAAGAUUUAUAGUUCAAUUCAUAUUAAUUAG
Molecule: messenger RNA, 1938 nt
Organism: Cavenderia fasciculata
Lineage: Eukaryota; Evosea; Eumycetozoa; Acytosteliales; Cavenderiaceae
Gene: phg1a
Product: TM9 protein A
Exons: 5
Coding region: 1-1938 (645 amino acids)
Biological process (GO): protein localization to membrane
Cellular component (GO): membrane
Source: RefSeq, a predicted model, not a curated record